AUGGAAUCUUGUAGUAAGAUUAUUCCCCUGUCAACAAUCUAUGGUACAAAGAGAAGAAGGUUGUUGUUAGAAGAUUCCACCGAUUGCAUGGUUGCAUUUUCAAAUGAUAUAAUCAAAUUGAUCUUAUACAAGUUAGAUAUAGUGAGCUUUCAUUAUUUUGGUUCAGUUUGCAAUUCAUGGAGAUCAAUUGCCAUUGCUGCCAAGAAAAGACAGCCUUCCUAUCUCUAUCCACAGCUCUCUUCUCUAAUGCUUUCCUCCUCCACCUCAAGGGCUCAUCAACAUAAUCAUCAUAGGCUUUUCAAUCUCUCCCAUAGAAAAAUUUUGAAGGUAAAGUUGCUUGCAACUUGUCGUGCUCAAUGUUGUGGUUCUUCGUGGGGUUGGUUUAUAAUGGAAGGUGAGGAAGGAAAUGUUUUCAUUUUGAAUCCUUUAAAUGAUGGGAUUCAAAUUCAACUUCCAACCCGAAGGUCGGACGUAGAAGUUAUUCGCAAGGCUAUAUUAUUAUCACCUCCUACUACAACAAGUGAUUGUGUGGUGGUAAUGAUUAAUAGCAAUGGAUCAUUAUCCUUUUCUAGAUUGGGAGAUGAGGUGUGGACUGACAUAUAUGAAUGUUAUGGUUGGAUUGAUAAAGAUGAUUAUGAAGACAUUAUUUUCUAUGAUGGCAAAGUGUAUGCCAUUACUUACUAUCUCCAACUUGUACAUGCAGAGUUAGAUCCUUGUACUCCAAAACACGAAAGUUGCGACAUUGAGUUUUUUGGUAGUGAAGGAUCUGAGGAAAAGGCUGUUUAUUUGGUGGAGUGUAUGGGAGAGUUGUUGAUGGUAAUAAGACUUUGGACUCGUGAUGGCUUAGAAGAUUACCCUAAGUUGAGAACUAAAAUGUUUAAGAUAUUCAAGUUAGACACAAAGGAAAUUGUGUCAGAUGAGGAUUGCAAUGACAGAGGUGUGUUCCACUUGGAGGACAAGAGCUUCAAACCUUUUAUCUUAGAUAAUGCUUUUCCCCCUGGUUUUGCUUCCUCUUGUUCCACACCAAUUUUAUAG
Molecule: messenger RNA, 1035 nt
Organism: Telopea speciosissima
Lineage: Eukaryota; Viridiplantae; Streptophyta; Magnoliopsida; Proteales; Proteaceae
Exons: 2
Coding region: 1-1035 (344 amino acids)
Molecular function (GO): protein binding
Source: RefSeq, a predicted model, not a curated record